This is a messenger RNA of Ostrea edulis (European flat oyster), 1273 nucleotides long. RefSeq lists its product as uncharacterized. The coding region runs from base 259 to 1116 and encodes 285 amino acids. The record is from RefSeq and is a predicted model, not a curated record. NCBI's taxonomy places the organism in Eukaryota, Metazoa, Mollusca, Bivalvia, Ostreida, Ostreidae. Gene Ontology annotation, molecular function: hydrolase activity. The transcript has 8 exons.
GUUGUUGUUGUUGUGUGAAUGGCGGGUAAAAUUAUUAUUCUGUAACCACUUUGUCCGUGUUUUUUGUGUAUGGCGGGUCUAUUCCGGAAAGGGUAGAUAUAUAUGUAUCUGGGUUUCUUCGUUUUCUGAACUUCCGAUAGAAAAUGCACGAUCCGCCUCCUGAUUCAUCCAUGUAAACAGUCAACUUUCAAGACGAUAUCAACAGAUAAAACUUCGGACGAUUUCAACAGAUAAGACAUCGGACAUUCAUAAUGAACAAUGUGUGACAUCAGUGAAAUAGAUUGUGUGGAUUCCCAUUUUCACAUAUGGAAUUUGAAAAAAUUCCAAUAUCCGUGGCCCACAUCAGCCGAGGCAGCGAUAUUCAGGGAUUUUUCGGCCUGUGAAUUGGAGGAUAACCUGAAAAAGACCCCUGUCAGACAUGCUGUGUUUGUCCAGUGCCUGAACGGCACGCCAGAGGAAGCAAAGUGGGUAAUGAGUCAGGCAGAGAGUUAUCCAUUUAUCAAAGGAGUCGUGGGUGGAAUAGAUCUAACCAGCCCAAAGCUGCCAGAGGUCCUCAAUGACAUGCAGAGUCAUGCCUUGUUUAAAGGAUGUCGCCAUAUUUUGGACAUGGAAAAGCCGGACUGGAUCACAAGAGAGGACGUUCACAGAGGACUAAAGGUGCUGGAAGACCUGCAAAUUCCAUACGAUCUUCUCUUAAGACCUCCUUUGCUGAAAUAUAUACCAGAUGUGGUUUCAAAGUUUCCUAGGUUAAAGUUUGUUGUUGAUCACAUUGCCAAGCCAUAUGUUAAGGACAAAACAAUUGAUGGAUGGAGAGAAGAAAUUGCUGCUAUAGCAAAAUAUCCAAAUGUCUAUUGCAAGCUGUCUGGUCUCGUAACAGAAGCAGACUGGGAAUCCUGGAAGACUGAAGAUUUCCAGCCGUAUAUUGACCAUGUGUUGGGUUGCUUCGGAGUAGACAGGUGUAUGUAUGGAUCAGACUGGCCUGUUUGUAAUCUCGCUAAGGCAGAUUAUAAGACUGUGUUCAAUUUGUUGCAAAGACUUUUAGGUUCCAUGGCAUUUGAAGACAAGAAAAAGAUUUUCAGACUGAAUGCAGCAGAGUUUUAUAAGCUGGACUUGUAAAAAAUAAAUAAAUUAUGAAAUCUAUUUAUACUCAUCCAUAUGCCCUGUUUGUUAAAUUGCAAUCAUUUACAAUACAUGCACAUUUUUCUGGAGGAGUGGAUAAAUAAUUGUCUUCAUAUUUUGAAUGCCACGGGAAAUAAAGCAAUGAUUACAAUUA